AUAGAGUUAUGUACCGUAUUAUUAUUUUAGAUGAUAUGUAGAAGUUGAUUGAUUUUAAGACAAAAAAAAAACUAACUUAAAUUGCGGAUUUUGAUAAUUUGGUAAUAAAUUUUCAAAUAUGUGCACAUUCGCCUCAGUAUAUGUCAGAAAUAAAAAUAUUCUAACAAGUGGUAUUAGAGCUCUGUGGUAUUAGAGCUCUGUUUGAAGAAAAAAAAAAUUAAUGUUGCACAGAAGCAACAUUAUUGUCUUUGUCGAAGGAGGCAAUGGGAUUCGAGUCUAGUUUGGGUAAAGUAAAGCUAACUAAGACUAUAUGAGAGCUUGUCGAAACUUAUUCUAGUUGAGGUUAUAACACUUAAGCGAAGAAUGUCUCACCGUUUGAUUUUUUGACGUACUAAAAUUGUAAGUUUUCCCUUUGAGGGUCUGUGAUCUUGCACCUAACACGAAACUAAUUUCAAAAUUUUCCCGGCUCGAAGAUGGAGUCGAGCAACGGGAUGAGUGCCUCGAGUUGUAAGAAGGCCAUGUUACCGCGCUACAAGCUCGGAAAGACUCUCGGCCAUGGCGCAUUUGGGAAAGUGAAGCUAGCUGUCCACACCUUGACAGGGAUUAAGGUUGCGAUAAAGAUACUCGAGCGCCAAUCCAUCGAUGAAUACGAAGCGCAGAAAGUUAGGAAAGAAAUCGACAUAAUGCGACAGCUCUUCCAUCCCCACAUCGUUCGCCUGUUCGAGGUCGUCGACACUCCGGCGAACGUUUAUGUCGUCAUGGAGUACAUGGAUUCCGGCGAACUGUUCUAUUACCUGACGGAGAACGGGAAGCUGCACGAGGAUGAGGCUCGCCAUUUUUUCCAACAGAUAAUCUCCGGCGUCGAAUACUGCCACCGACACCUGGUGGUCCACCGCGACCUCAAGCCGGAAAACCUCCUCCUCGACUCCGAUCGCAACGUCAAGAUCGCAGAUUUCGGGCUCGGAAACAUCAUGCGCGACGGGCAUUUCCUCAAGACGUGCUGCGGGAGCCCAAACUAUGCUGCGCCCGAGCUCAUCUCUCGACGAUUGUACGCCGGUCCGGAAGUAGACGUGUGGAGCUGCGGAGUUAUUCUAUACGCAUUGCUGUGCGGUCGCCUUCCCUUCGACGACGACAAUAUCCCGGGCUUAUAUGCCAAAAUAAAGAACGGAGUAUACCCAGCUGCGAAUCACGUAUCGGAGAGCGGACGGGAUUUGAUUUCGAGGAUACUCGUGGUCGAUCCCAUGAGGCGUAUAUCGAUCCCUGAAAUUCGCCGGCAUCCUUGGUUCCGUCGACAGCUUCCCCGGUACAUUUCUAUGUCGUCUCCGAAUGCUUCGGGAGGAACAGAGAAGAUUGAAAUCGAUGCUGUGAAGGAGAUGGUUCGGAUGGGAUUCGACGGCCGCGAAGUCAUUGUGUCGAUACAGAAUCAUCUGCACAAUGAGGCAACGGUCGCAUACUCUAUGUUGUUGCAUAGCUUCUCUCGCGAACAAGGAAUGCAGCUCGAUAACCCAAUCAAAGAGAAUCGAGGACAUUCCGAUGCUGCGCAGAUGGUGACUACAUUGACUGCGACUCCACCAGUUCUUCCGGGAUCGAACAACUGGACUCUUGGCUUCAAGUCCCUGGCAUCUCCGAACGAGACAAUGUCGGAUGUCCUGAAAGUUUUCCAUGGCUUGAAUGUGAGAUGGAAGAGAAUAGGACACUACAAUAUGAAGUGUCUGUGGUUGCCUCCAUCUGCAGUCGAUGCAAUCAAAUUCGAAAUACAGCUCUACAAAGCAAGUGGAGAGAAAUAUGUUCUAGAUAUGCAGCAACUAAAUGGACCUCCAUUUAUCUUCUUAGACAUCUGUGCUGCAUUUCAAGCACAGGUAGUUGUGUAGCAAAACAUCUCAAGAAAGUAAGCGCGACAGCUCUACAACGGUACAUAAUCAUAUAUCGAAACAAAAGCGUUGAAUUAUACAGCAGAGCAUUAAUGGAUGUUCAUUCCGGUGUUGUGGUGAUGAAGAUCUAGCAGAGGUGAAAAUUAUCUGCUGUUCAAUAUCCUAUCUGAGCUCUAACUGUACAUCUUAUGGUGAUUUCAUCGAAGAAUGAGCUUUUAUUUACGCGUGCAAUAUAAUUAGAUAGCGAGCACGUACUCUUCCCACUUGCCAUAGUUUGUAGAGAAGCUACCGCCCCCCAUUUGCUCGGCAAACUCUAGGAAUACUUCGUGUGUGCUAACAUUCCAUGCUUCCACCAUCUGUUUGAGUGAUAUCGGCUCAUGAAGCUUUCUUAGUAAAUAGCCGAGCUUUGAUCUUGCUUUCUCCCACAGGUCUUUCUCCUCAGGUUCACUGCAUAUCCGAAAAACAGGUAUCCUAGUGUAGAUGUAGAUGGAUUUGCACACACACACAUAUAUAGAUAUAUACAUAUACUUGAGCUGUGUCUUGUAGUUCUCACCUGAAACUAGGAGGUUUGGGAUCGAGUAUGGUUGGAGAGGAGGAGGGAUAAUCGACAUCAACAAUCAGUUCCAGGACUAGGGUAGGAAACUGAGAGCAGUAAAAAAGAGUUUAUAGGAAAAAACUUCAAUGAAUGGAGAUUUUCAGAAGAACUGAAGGUCAUUAGUGUCGUUACCAUUUGUUUCGAUGCGUUGGGCACCUCUGUGUUUCUAAGUCCCAUGGGAAUGUAUGAACAUCUAAGGAGAGUUCCUUUGUUGAAUCCUGUCAUGGAAACGUCGUCCUUGUCUAUAAUAUCCACGACCACAUUGAAAAACUUGUGAUUGACCUCUUUGAUCUCUAGUAAGAGAGGGUUGGUAGGCUGAAACGAUGAAUUGAAAUGUAUUAAGAUGUGAAAAAAACAAUGCAUAAAAGAUGCAGAUCGAUGUUCAUAAAGUUACGGAAUGUAUUAAGAUAUGAGCUGAAUAAUGAUACCUCUGUCUUGAACUUCUUUGUUGCCCUACUGGCAGAGUACUCUGUUUCACUUGUGAGAUUGUUCGGAAUAAUGGUUUCAAGUUGACGGAUCAUUCUGGAGUUUAUGCCUGUAUUAUUAUCCGGUACGAUAUUCUCGUUUUCAGAAUCUCCAAUGUUGGCCGCUAAAUCAUGACAGAUGACUUUUGGAGGACUGCCCUUGGGAAAUUUGGUCAUUCUAUCGUUUAAUCUGGCAACACUGAUGAAAUCCUGCAACGAGGCGUUCAUUGCUGUGGAUGAUAUCGACUUCACCUUCAAAACACAGGCAGAAGGAGUUUCAGUAAAUACAAUAAACAUCUGUGGUUAAUGGAUCAAGGUGAUGCUUCAAAUGACAAGAUGAACUCAUAAGGAACAUAACAUACCGCUUCAACCAAGCGCUGGAAUGGCUCUCGUUUGGCACACGGCUGCUGGUCAUCCCGACUAGCAGGUUCUGUCUGCAGGCAAGAUUUCGAUGGCCCUUGAGAGUCAGCAACAAGUUGCUUUUGAUUCGCAUCUUGCAUCUGGGGCUGCGAUGGCGCCACAGAAGUUUUCGGCAAUUUGCUACUUUCUUCAACGUUCAGUGGACUCUUGACAUAAUCUGCUGGUGCCGAUGAAGGAGUCAAGGGAGAUGGAAAUGCAGACGGCGAGGUAGAUAGCGGGGGAGUUCCAGAUUUUGAAAGCUUCGAUGAUAACUCCUUCUGCACAAGCUGUGAGGAAGAUUGCUGUGAAUUCUGAGGAGAACCAGCAUAAGGGGAAGAGCACGAUGGCGGCGCAAGGGGCGACAUUUUCUGAUUGAAUCCCACCAUACGUCUCAAAUUAGUAUCUUCGUUCCUUUUCUGCAACAUCUGCUGCUUAUUUUUAUCAGGGGGCAACUGCUGCGCUGGUUGUUUCAUUUUCUGCCUCUUCAUUGCAUGAUCCUGUUGCUUAUUCUGCGGAGAGACCGGUAUCAUUGCCGGAGCCAUAGGGUUAACAGAGUAAUCCAACGAGCUGUAAACAUUCCUCGGCGAGGGGAUCAUCUGCUGGUGUGGAGUGCCCAUGUUCAUGUGCUGAGCAGUGCCGCUAUCUGGAGGAUGGAGUAACAUUCUAAGUGAUCGCUGAUCGAAGCUCUUCUGAGUAGGCGAUGGCACCAUAUUUCCAUGUGAUCCCCACUUUUGUGCCGCGGUUCGCAUUGUAUUACCAUACUGAAUGGCAUUUGCCAUUGAUGGAGCAUCGACCUUCGGUGAAUUCACUGAGCUUUCUGGCAAGUUCAAAGCUCCAGUUUGCCUUAAAGAUUGCUGCUGCUGCUGCUGUUGUAAGGUUGCUGGUGGACAAUUGAAUUGAUAAUAGUUUUCCCUUUGCUGCAUCUGAGGUGCUUCCAACUGACUGUUUGACGACUCAGCUUGUUGAGCCGGCUUUCCAUUAGAAAACAUAGCUCGAAUUUGCAUGCACUGCUUUACUGCAUCGUCCAGCAUUUGGAACACCUUAUCUUUUCGGUAGUUUAAGAGUUCAUUUUUUGACAGAUUCAUAAACUUGUACAGCUUCUCAGCAAAAUUUUUCGUCUUUUCAUAUCUACUGAUUUCUGCAGCAGUAGCCUGGCAAAGAUUUGUUUCGAUAAAGAUUGAGGCAUACAGAAAUCAUAAAUGUAAAUGCUG
Messenger RNA from Andrographis paniculata, 4540 nucleotides. Its product is annotated as SNF1-related protein kinase catalytic subunit alpha KIN10-like. Gene Ontology annotation, biological process: intracellular signal transduction; protein phosphorylation. Gene Ontology annotation, cellular component: cytoplasm. Gene Ontology annotation, molecular function: protein serine/threonine kinase activity; ATP binding. The transcript has 10 exons. NCBI's taxonomy places the organism in Eukaryota, Viridiplantae, Streptophyta, Magnoliopsida, Lamiales, Acanthaceae. The record is from RefSeq and is a predicted model, not a curated record. Bases 474 to 1871 code for a protein of 465 amino acids.